This is a messenger RNA of Humulus lupulus (European hop), 2201 nucleotides long. RefSeq names its product serine/threonine-protein kinase STY8-like. NCBI's taxonomy places the organism in Eukaryota, Viridiplantae, Streptophyta, Magnoliopsida, Rosales, Cannabaceae. The record is from RefSeq and is a predicted model, not a curated record. The transcript is spliced from 16 exons. Gene Ontology annotation, biological process: protein phosphorylation. Gene Ontology annotation, molecular function: ATP binding; protein kinase activity. The coding region runs from base 217 to 1953 and encodes 578 amino acids.
AACAUUGGCGGAAAGCCGCAGGCAGGCACUGAAACUGAGUCACUCGACCGUGGCAGUGCUGCUGAGGUGUAGAACAACCAAAGCCCAGGGGACCUGAACCCCCCAAAGAUUCUCACUUUCCUUCUCCAUAGAUCUUCUUCUUCUUCUUUCAACUCUCUCUGAUCCAAUUCCAUAAUACCCUUUUCAUCUCAAUCAAUCUAUCUAUCUAUCAUAACAAUGGCUAUUGAAGAACCUGAACCUGAACCUGACCAAGCUGAGAGCUGUGGUAGCAGACCACUCUUCUCUUCUUCUCACCCUCAAAGGCAGAAGCUUGACAUGUACAACGAUGUUCUUCGUCGAAUUCAAGAGAUCAACCCUGUUGAAGCUUCUCUUCCUGACUUUGAUGAAGAGCUCUGGCUUCACUUCAAUCGUCUCCCAGCUCGAUAUGCUUUGGAUGUGAAUGUGGAGAGGGCUGAAGAUGUUCUUACUCAUAAGAGAUUGCUUAAAUUAGCGGAACAGUCUCUUCUUCAACCUGCCUUUGAUGUUCGAAUUGUUCAGGUCUAUUCACCAUUGACUGGGAAUUCUAUGGAUUCUGUUCAUUCGGAUGCUUCAAUGAAGGAAGAUGCACAAAGUUCUUAUCAUCCUGUCAAACAAGGGAUUCAUCUGCCGCCUACCUUUGGUUCAUCGCCCAAUCUUGAAGCACUUGCAGUUCACACCAACGCCCAACAUAUUGUUGAAGAUGGAGAUACUUCCAUGAGUGAGAGGACUGUCUUCCAUAGCCCAUUGCAUGAGAUCACUUUUUCAACGGUUGACAAGCCUAAACUCCUUAGUGAGUUAACUUCAUUACUUGCUGAAAUUGGACUAAACAUUCAAGAAGCUCAUGCCUUUUCAACUUGUGAUGGAUUCUCUCUAGAUGUUUUCGUUGUUGAAGGUUGGCCUCGUGAGGAAACUGAGGAGCUAAGAGCUGCAUUGGCAAAGGGAAUAUCAAAAUACAAGGACCAAUCCUCGCCAAAACCGCAACCAGUUGCUGCUAUCAGGGAGCAUAAACAAGUUAAAAUUGAACCAGUUCUUAAUUCUGUAGAUAUUCCAACUGAUGAGACAGAUGUCUGGGAAAUUGAUACCAAGUUGCUGAAAAUUGAGAACAAAGUUGGUUCUGGUUCAUAUGGUGAUCUGUUCAGAGGCACAUAUUGUAGUCAAGAAGUUGCUGUCAAAAUCCUCAAACUCGAGCGUAUAAAUGCAGAGAUGCUGCGAGAUUUUUCACAGGAAGUUUAUAUAAUGAGGAAAAUACGGCACAAGAAUGUUGUGCAAUUUAUAGGAGCAUGUACACGACAUCCGAACUUGUGCAUUGUGACUGAGUUCAUGUCUAGAGGAAGCCUAUACGAUUUUUUGCACAAGCAAAAAGCUGAAUUUAAGCUCCCUUUUCUACUCAAAGUAGCAAUGGAUAUUUCAAAAGGAAUGAACUAUUUGCACCAGAAUAACAUAAUCCACAGGGAUCUCAAGACAGCUAAUCUUCUAAUGGAUGAAAAUGAAGUGGUUAAGGUUGCUGAUUUCGGGGUUGCCAGAGUACAAGCUCAAUCUGGAGUAAUGACGGCUGAAACUGGAACAUAUCGCUGGAUGGCUCCUGAGGUCAUCGAACACAAACCAUAUGAUCACAAGGCAGACAUUUUCAGCUUUGGAAUAGUAAUGUGGGAGCUUAUAACAGGCGAAAUUCCAUAUUCUUCAUUGACUCCAUUACAAGCCGCAGUAGGAGUGGUGCAAAAGGAUCUCCGACCUACAAUACCGAAAACCACUCAUCCUAGGCUUGUUGAAUUGCUUGAGGGAUGUUGGCAGCAAGAUCCAACUCAAAGGCCUAACUUCUCCGAAAUCACAGAGAUCCUUAGGCAAAUAGCUAAGGAGGUGAAUGGGAAAGACGACCGGCGGAAAGAAAGAUCAAGUGGGGGAAUUUUUUCAUCCCUGAAAUGGAACCAUCACUAAUUGAAGAGACAUUUGGUGUAGAAAUCUGAUCCUGUGCACAUACUGAUCAUGUUGUACAUUUUUUUUUUAACCAAGAACCAACCCUAUUGUUUUUUCUUAGUGAUCUUUUUUCCCCCUCCUUGUGCAUGGAUUUGAGCAGCUCUACAGUACUUUAGAUUCAUUUCCUUUAUAUACACCUAACUCUUCUGUCAUACUUGCCUUCAAUGUUUACAAGAUAUAUGAAUAUGAUAAUGGGUUUGGUCAGGAAA